UACGAGUUCGGCAGCUUUGGGCGAGACUGCAGCAGUGCCAGUUGUGUGAGUUUGAUUCUGUCACGGUCGAGGGAUGUCUUGAUGUGUUCUUACCACACCUACCCUUGCAGUCGCGGCUCUCGCACCAUGGUAUGGGCCCAACGAGGAACUCACCCAAUCGGAGAGAAACCGAAUCCAACACUUUCCCAACAUUACAAACCAACUACAACAUGUGGGUCCAAAACUUUUGUCUCAACCAGUAGUAAGCAGUUGAAAACCUCUAGAAUUAAAUUGUCGGCAUCUACAUGCAGGCUUGCUCAAACAGGGUUACCACUGCCUGAAAGCAGGAUAUCCUCGUCUCCACGUCUAAAUUUCGAACACAGCAACCAAUCCACGGAAGCAAUGUCGCCUUUGAUUGACUCCCUCCCUUUAAUCAAAAACAACGCAAAAUCCCAAGAAGAGAUUAUAACUUUUUCUAACAAUAACGACGAUAGCAUAUAUCCACUAACACCACACGGGGCUCUCCGCUUAUAUGGCAGUUAUCUGACUGAUUAUGAAAAAAGUGAAAUAGAAAAGUUUUCCAAAAUUUGGUAUCUAGGAAUUAAGGCUAGAAAAAUUCAUGGAAACAGAAGUGGAUCACACAAUGGAGGAUAUGACGAUGAAGGUGGAAGCUACAACAAGGUAAUACACGAUCACAUAUGUUAUAGAUAUGAGAUACUAGAGGUUAUUGGAAGAGGUAGCUUCGGACAAGUGAUAAAGGCCUUAGACCAUAUGACCAAUAGGCACGUAGCUAUUAAAAUUAUAAGGAAUAAAAAACGAUUUCAUCACCAGGGCCUGGUAGAAGUCAGAAUUCUGGACCGAAUAAGGAAAAGGGAUCCUGACGAUAAUAAUAACGUUAUACAUAUGUUAGAGUACUUCUUUUUUAGGAAUCAUUUAUGUAUAAGUUUCGAAUUGUUGAGUUUAAAUCUCUACGAACUGAUCAAAAAGAAUAAUUAUCAAGGAUUCAGCAUAAAUCUCACACGAAGAUUUGCCAAAAGUUUACUCAAGUGUCUUCGUUUAUUGAAUAAAGAUAAUAUUAUACAUUGUGAUCUCAAACCGGAAAAUAUAUUACUAAAGCAGAGGGGUAGUACAUCGAUUAAAGUAAUUGAUUUUGGUAGUUCAUGUUACACAAAUCAACGCAUUUACACCUAUAUCCAAUCCAGAUUUUAUAGGUCACCCGAAGUUAUUCUAGGAUUAUCCUAUGGAACUGCUAUAGAUAUGUGGAGUUUAGGCUGCAUCUUGGCCGAGUUUUACACCGGAUAUCCUCUAUUUCCAGGAGAAAAUGAAAUAGAACAACUUGCGUGCCUGAUGGAAGUUUUAGGACCCCCUCCUGAUGAUUUAAUCGCUUCAGCUACAAGAAGAAGACUUUUCUUUGAUUCUCAGGGGAAUCCCCGUUGCAUAACAAACUCCAAAGGCCAUAAAAGGAAACCAGGAUCCAAAAAUUUACAAAUAGCAUUAAGAUGUAACGACCACGCUUUUAUAGAUUUCAUAUCGGGAUGUUUGCAAUGGAACCCCAAGAAGAGGAUGACGCCUGACGAAGCACUCAACCACAGCUGGUUCCUCUCGUUAUCCACCUCGAAUAUUCACGACUACAAUGACCUUCGUCACAGCCUCUCUGAUCUAAACCUAGGAGGUGACCUUCAUUCUCCAAGGAGCAUCUCAGGCAGCAGUCACAGCCAUGAAAAGUACGCUGGUACCCAAAGAACUGAUCGAAUAAAAGCCAAAAUGAUUGACAACAAGUCACACGUCAAGUUUAAGCUGGACAAACACGACACCAGCUCUUUUUUACCUCCCAUUCUGUAGUUUUUGGAUAGUGUCAGCUCUUUGUACCUGAGCUUGGGUAAUGCUUUCUGAGUGUGGGUUUUGAGACAUGCGCUAGAGUCAAGUUGAAACAAGUACGAUUUCCAUUGCUAUGGAGCGGAAGCUUAGCUUCAGAAAAUAGAUCUUGAGCGCUAAUGGAUCUUACAAGGAAAUUGUUUUUUCAUUGGAGAGUUUCAUCGUUUCCAACACUAAUCCAAAUAGGUACUUAUAGACAAUAAGCUAGAUCUAUCGUGUAGGUAGAUGUUCAAAACACAGAAAUUGGUUACAAAGAAAUCCUUCAAUAACAAUUAUUGUGUCAAACUAUUCUUCAAUAUCGAUAGAAUCAUCCCAAUACAGUGAAAAGUAACAGAACGUUUUGGUUCGAAAAUGGAUAUUUUCGAAAAAUUUUCAUCAUUUUAUUUCUUCAUUACGAGUGUUUGUGAAUAGAAAAAAUAUUCAUAAUUUGCUAUUUAUUUAAGAGAAAACCAUAAUUAAUAAUUAGUUGAUUUGAAUUCCCAUCAUUUAGCAUCAGGAAAUACCUUAAACACAUGUAUUUAGUUAUUCAUGUAUAUGCAGUUAUUCCUGAUAAAACCUUGAAACAAAUCGAAAACAAUAUUCAAAGAAAUGAAAUUAAGCAUUGUUAAAUUUGAUUUGAAUAUGAUUUUUUUAUAUGAAAUAUCAAAUUAUAUAUGAAAAAUUGGAGUUGAAAAGGAAGAAACGGUAAGAGUAGCAGGAAAUCCUUGAUAGAAAGAUAAAUAUGAAAAUUAUAUUUUAUUGCACAAAAUAAACAAGGGGUUCUCAGUCUUAACACAAAAGGUUUUUGAAUUGGAAAAAAAAUUAAAAACUGUUUCAUUACAAACAUAUAAGUAGGAAUUCAAUGUAUCAGACAGAAUGUUUAAAUUUUGACGGACAUAAAUUGAUAUCAAUCAUUACGUAAGUUCGAUUGAUCCAACCCCUACUUGAUGAAAUUCACUUGAUAUCGAAAUAAUAUAGAACUUCAUUUCCGGAAUCGGGAAUGUUAUGAAUGCUCGAAAUUUCAAUGUAACGGAAAAAUUAUUCUCUAUAUCAAAAAUUUCUUCAUCAUCAUCAUCAUAUUUUUUUGUUCAUUUUGUUCUUCAUGUUUUUUUUUCGAUUAACACAUGGCGAAUAACAAUUGCUUUUUGAGGAAAAAUUUAAAUAAUUUGUCACUCAGAUAAUUGAUGAAAGUGACAAAUUCUCUGUCAUUGAAUAUAAUUUUCAAA
Molecule: messenger RNA, 3059 nt
Organism: Harmonia axyridis
Lineage: Eukaryota; Metazoa; Arthropoda; Insecta; Coleoptera; Coccinellidae
Gene: Dyrk2
Product: dual specificity tyrosine-phosphorylation-regulated kinase 2
Exons: 10
Coding region: 82-1821 (579 amino acids)
Biological process (GO): peptidyl-serine phosphorylation; peptidyl-threonine phosphorylation
Cellular component (GO): nucleus
Molecular function (GO): ATP binding; protein serine/threonine kinase activity; protein serine/threonine/tyrosine kinase activity
Source: RefSeq, a predicted model, not a curated record